Molecule: messenger RNA, 4875 nt
Organism: Apis cerana (Asiatic honeybee)
Lineage: Eukaryota; Metazoa; Arthropoda; Insecta; Hymenoptera; Apidae
Gene: Tango1
Product: transport and golgi organization 1
Biological process (GO): protein secretion; vesicle cargo loading; endoplasmic reticulum to Golgi vesicle-mediated transport
Cellular component (GO): endoplasmic reticulum exit site; endoplasmic reticulum membrane
Molecular function (GO): protein binding
Source: RefSeq, a predicted model, not a curated record
GUUGGCACUCUUUAUUCUUAAUGCAUACGUACCCACUUAUUUACAUAUACGUAUUAAUUACAUUUUCUAUAACCUAAAUUACAUAUAUAUAAAGUUCUGGAAUAAUAAUAUGUGUGAAAAUGUAUAAAAUUGAAGAUUUUAAUGAUUAAUCAUUGAUUUUUUAAAAUUUUGUUUAAAUUCGAUUGCCAAUUAAACUGUGAAGUGUAGUUAAUGUUCGUUUCAGAGCAGUAUUAAAUAUUCCUUUCAUUGAACCAUCUUAUUAUAGAUUACUUCACGGAUAAAAUGUGCGUCCAAGGCUGUGUCAUUAUAUGUUAGUAGUGAUGUGGAACUGCAAUAGUAAAAUUAUGACGGAAAAGAAUUUGUUUAUUAAAAUAUUAUUUUUAGUUAUUGCAAUAAUAUUUAGUACAAUAUCACAAUGUUCCUCAGUUUUAUCAGACAAACGACUCUGCUACGAUCCUAACUGUUCCGAACCUAUUUCAUUAGCUAGAACAACAAUUAAAUAUAUUCCAAAUGAAUUGGGAUUAUUAUCGUUUAAUGUUAAUGAAAAAGUCACAGUUUAUAGUAAAGAAGCAGGCAAGAGAAAAGAUUUGUGGGGUGUAGAGAUAAAUGGCAAACAUGGAUAUGUAUCAAAGUCAUUUAUAAAAGAAUAUAAAAUUUUACAUAAGGAUUUACAAUAUGAAGUGUCUAUUGAUCCAUUAUUUAAUAAUAAUGUUUCAUCCAAUAAUAAACUUCAGCCUAAGCAAAGAAAAAAUAAAUCGGUAUUUGAUAAAAAGGAUACUAAACAAAUUGAUAAUUUGAAUUUAAAAUCCACAAAAGAACUGCCACAAAAUGAAAUUGGUGUAACUCCAUCUUAUCAGAUUAUUGAUGGAACUACAGUUCACUUAAAUCAUAAUGAACCUUCUAUAGAACCAACUCUUAUAAAAGAUAUCAUACAAGCAACAGUAGUGCCAAAUGAACAAAGUGCUAUUGAUGAAGCAUUAAUGAACACAAAAGAUAAAUUAGAAAGUAAGGAAGAAAUUGUUGAAGUUGAUAUUAAAGAUUUUGUAAUAAGUUCAGAAAAAAUAUUAGAUUUACCAGAUCUAAUACAUAGUUCACCAUUAAAUGUAAGUGCAAUUUCUGAUAAAAUAGAAUAUGUAACAGAGAAUAAAAAUGAGUCAUUUAUUGAAAAAGAUGAAAAAGAUGAAAAAGAUCAAUCAUUAAAAAAAGAUGAUGGUACUAAUGAUUUACCUAUAUCUGAUAUUUCUAAAGAAACAUCAAAUAUUAAAGGUGAAGAAAUAGUUGAAUUAAUUAAAAAAGAUAAUAUCAAUUCCAAUGAAGUAAUUGAAAAUAUUGAUACCAAACUACAUAUACAAAAUAUAGAAAAUACGGAUCAAAUUAAAGAACCAGAUAUUUUAUCAUCAAUCAAUCAUAUUAAAACAGAUUUACAAAAUACAAAAAAUUCUAAUGAAAUUGAUGUAAAAGAUAAUGAAGCCUUAGAAAAUGUUGUAAAUGAAACUAAAUUAGAAAUACAGAAUGCAGAAAUAAAAGAUAUUCAAACUUCCCAAAAUGAUACAAUAAUUGCAACUAGUGACAUUGAAGUAGAUAUACAAAAUAUGGAAAAUUCUUAUAAAAUUGAAAUAAAAGAUCUUCAAUCUCCAGAAAGUAUUAUGCCAACAUCCAAUGAUAUUACAUCAAACAUACAAAGUGUAGAAAAAUCUAAUGAAUUUGAUGUUAAAGAUAUCCAAUUUUCACAAAAUGUUACAAUAAGUACAAUCAGUGAUAUUAAAUCAGAUGUACAAAAUGUAGAAAGUUCUUCUGAAAUUGAGAUAAAAGAUAUUCAGUCUUCAGAAAAUAUUAUAAUUACAACUAAUGAAAUUACAUCAAAUAUAUCAAAUAUAGAAAAUUCUGGUGGAAUUGAAAUAAAUAAUAAUAUGUUAUUAGAAGAUAUCACAAUUAAUACAAAAAAUAUGCAAUAUUUUGAAAAUGUCAUUCAAUCAAAAUCAAAUCAAGAUAAUAUAAAAAAGGAAGAAGAAAAUACAAAUAUUGAAAAUUUAAGUAAAUAUGAUAAUGAUCAAGAUUUAUCAUCAUUAUUUCCCACUCAAAAUAUAAAAGAUAAAAUGUCAGUAAUACCAUCUACUGAGAAUACAGAAUCUACUGAAACAGAAAAUAUUGAACAACAUAAAGAAGCAAUAUCAAAAAUUGAAUCUAAUUCAAAAAAAAUUGUAGUUGAUAUUGAAGAUACUAUACUAGUAAAAGAAACAAGUUCAGAUGAUUUAAAAAAUAAUGAUAUUUUAUUUGUAACUAAAGAAACACCUGAAAAUAUUUUUCAUGAAAUAGAAGUUACACCUCCUAAUGUUUGUAUAGCUGAUAAUGUCGAAUGUUCUUCAGAAGAUGUUCAAAAGUAUUACUCAUAUCAUGAACAAACUUCUCAGAAUGGUGAAAAUGCUAUAAUAAGUGGAACACAGAUUGAAAGUAAUCAUUGGUUAACACUAAUGUAUUUAAGUGUCACUGCUAUUGCAACGCUUAUAUUUUCCUUAGGGUACUAUUGCAUUGAGAAUAUGAGGAGUGAUAAACAACUGAUAGCUAGAAUCAACAAACUUGAAAAAGAUUUACUUAUUUCAGAAGCAGAAUGUACAAUGGUAAAUGAAAAUCUAAAAUCAACAAAAGAAAAGUUAAACCGUAUGGAAGAUGAAUCAUUUGGGUCUGAUGAAAUGGUAAUUUCUUUAAAAAAUGAUUUAAAAGCUUCACAGAUUGCAAAAGCAGAAUUAGAAGAUCAAGUAGCUAUGUUAGAGAAAGAUCUAGAAAGUGCUACUGAAGCUGGAUUAGAAUUAGAAAAAAUGUUGCGAGAAGUUCUUUCAUCGAAUAAUGAAGUUAAUCCUUUAGCUCAAUCAGUAGAAGAUUUACAAACCAGAUUGAAUGCUCAACAAGCUGCAAACGAAUCUUUAACGAAUGCUUUAAAUCUUAAAACUCAAGAGCUUGAAUUCGAUAAACUUGAGAACGAAUCUUUAUCAACAGAACUUGCAUUUAUUAAAAAAAAAUAUGAAGAAUUUGAAGUUGAAUUUACUAGAGUUACAGAAAAUUUAAAAUUGGAAAUCAAUAGUAAAAACAAUGCCGAACAAACGUUGAUCGAUAAGGUGCAACAAUUAGAAAUGCGACUCAAAGAAAUUUCUAUUGAAAAAGCAACUUUAGAAAAAGAAUUGAAAGGUAAAGAAGUAGAAAUAAAAGAUCUUGUAGAUGUUAUUAAUCGAUUGAAUUCUAAUAACUUGGAUUUAGACAAGUUAUAUGAUGUAUCACAUAUUAAAGCAGAGGCAAAAACAUUGUUUGAAGAAAGAAAUGAAUUAAAAAUACGAUUAGCUGAGAUUGAAGGAGUUCAUAAUUUAUUAGAAGAACAUGUAAAGGUCGUUAAAGAAGAAAUGGCAACUUUGACUGAACAAUGCAAAAUAGCAGAAAAAGAAAAGAAAGAUGCAGAAACACGUCUCGAAGUAUUGACAAAUUUUUUCGAAGAAAAAGAGGCACAACGCCAAAAGGAAGAAGCUAUUUGGUUGCAACAACAAGGUGAAGUUGUAUCCACUGUAGAACGAAUACAAACAAUGCAAAAUGAAAUACAAAAUUAUAAACAACAAGUAGAAGUAUUGAAACGUGAAAUAUUAGAUCAAGAAAGAGAAUAUAAAAAUCAAAUUUCUUUGCUUGAAACAAAGGCACAUGAACAAUGGGUUGUAGCCCGUCAAGUUGAACGUCGUUUAGAAGAAUCUAAAGUUGAAGCAGGACAAUUACGUAAUCGUCUUACUUUAAUAGAAAAGAAUAUAAAUGAUGUAGAUCCUGAAGUAAAAUUGCAUCGACGCAAGCGAUUCUCUAAAGUGAGACAAUUUUGGAGUACUAUGGAAGGAAAUAAUUGCAAAUAAAGUGCAAUAUAUCAGGUUGAAUGUUUCAAGAUUGAUUUUGCUAAUAAUACAGAAAUUUUUAUUUCUAUCGAUACAGAAUAUGUACGAGGCGACAAAAUUAAAUUAUAAAGUUUUUUGAAUUUUUAUUAUAUACCUGUAUGAUAUAUCCUGUAUCGAUUUUUUAUUAUUUUAACAAUAUUGUUAAUAUUUAUUAAUAUUAUUGUUAAAAUAUAUUUUACAUAAAAUAUACUUGUAUAAAAUAUAUUUGUGAUUUGAAUUUAAUAUUCUUAUAUCGUCUAUUAUAUACGUACAAUAUUAAGGUCGUCCUAUUUAAAAUUUUUAUUUAUUUUUACAUAAUAAUUUUCUAAAAUUAAUAAUUUUUUUCUUCAUAUUUGUAAUUAAUAAUAACAAAAAAUAAGAUAAUAACUACAAUAUGUUAUUCACAAUUUAAUACUUUUCUCAGGUUCCUUACAUUCUUCAGGAGAAUCACUAGACAAGUCACACCAUAACAGCAAAGUUUGAAACUUCUAUUUUGUUAUAAAAUAAUUCGUAUGUGCGUUCAACUUGUCAUUAUUAAUAAUUGAGAUAUUCAUUAACAAAAAAAUUCAAUAAAUAAAUAACAGUGAUGCAGAACAUAUUAAUGCUAAUAGAACAAGCAUUUAUUACUUCAUGAGAAAUAAAAUUAUGCAUUUUUGAUAUGGUUUUUGUUGUAAUAAACAUAUAAUUAGUUCAUUAUAAAAAAUAUAUUUGUUAAUCAUCACUGAUAUUUAAAAAAAAAAAAGAAGCAAAUUGUAUAUACGUUUAAUUAUUUCUUAGGGAUGUAUUGAAAUAUACAAAUAGUAUAAAUUGUAAAAAAAUUUCUUUAUAUAGUUAUAUAUAAUUCUUUAAUCAAAUUGAAAAAAUUAUCGUCUUUGUAAAUCAUUCAAACGGGAAAUAAAUUGUAAUAUGAAUUUAGAUUAAAUAAUUGUUAUAUAAGAUUUUAAAAAAUUGAAAUAAAUUGUAAUUUAUAUUAUUA